Xyrichtys novacula (pearly razorfish) is the source of this 3910-nucleotide messenger RNA. The record is from the annotation of a GenBank genome assembly. NCBI's taxonomy places the organism in Eukaryota, Metazoa, Chordata, Actinopteri, Labriformes, Labridae.
AUGGCCUCAUCAUGCCUUGUUCCUGACUUCCCGGCUGUCAUGGUCGCUCUGGAGCACAUAAAGAAGCUGGACAAGCAGCUGAAAGAGGACGGAGUACCAUUCUCACCAGAGGCCAGCCUGCAUCUGUUAGAGAUCACAGCUGCUAUUAGUGAACUGGAGGCAGACCGACGGGCCACUCAUGAACAUUUAGAGGUGGAAACCAUAGAAAACAGCAAGCUCAGGCAGCAAAUUAACAUCACAAGAGAAAGAAUGAUCCAAGACAUUAUAGCCGAUGUUGCAGCAGCUCGAGCAUCCAAUGCGAAUGAGAUACAACAGCUGCAUCAAGACCUCUGCUCAGUAUCUCAGCUUCAAGAGAGCACCAUGAAGAGACAGGAAGCUCUUUCGUGCCACAAUGAAGCACUGUUACCUGAGCGAGAGCAGGUGAUGGCUGGACAUGAGGAGAUGGUGCGAGCUCUGAAUGAUCAAAUCACCUUCAAGUACAGCCUGCAGAAUCAGAUAGAUCAGACACAGGAGAAGACACAGGAGCUGAAGUUCUCCAUAGAUGCAGUCAAACAGGACAUUAGAGCCCUACAGCAAAACAUGGAGCUUGAAAGAGAGGCUUCCUCUGUCAAGAAAGGCUGCCUGUCAAAGGAAAAGAACCAGGUUGUGGAGAAAAUAAAGCAGCAGAAACAAACUAUUAGUAAGUGCAGAAGAGAGUUAAACAGAGUUAAUGAUAAGAAAGUGAAGAGUAUAGCACAUCUGGAUCAGCUCACAAGUGACCUGGCCAUGCUAGAGAGCAACAUGCAAAGACUGGCAGAGUCACGGUGCCAGUGUGAGAAACAGCUGGAGGGGGAGAUACAGAAGCAGCAAGAGUUAAGGGAUCAGAAAGACAUGUUAAAGGAGAAAUUAAAUGACUUAAAAGAAGAUUUCAGAGCUGCCAUCCAAAGUCUUAAAGAGGAAAUUGCCUCAGUUGAAGAUAAAAUCAAGCAAGAGCGGGCAUCUGGGAUGCGCCAUCAAGACUCAUGGGCACAAAUGUGUGAGAAAUUAAAGCGUCAGCAGGAGGAAGAGAGUGACGUUAAGGCUGAGCAUCUACACAUCUCACAGAAGCUGGAGCAGUCCAAGCUGCAGCUGGAGGAGCGCAUCGCCUCCAUCAUCAAACACAACCAGGAAAUCAGAGAGAUGGCCAGGCAGAUCCAAGAACUCCAGGAAGCUUCUAAGAUGAAUAAACACAUGUUUGAGAGAAAUCAAGAAGAGAUCUGCGGUAAUGUGGACACAGAAAAGAAGAACAUCAGCCAGUAUGAGGAAGAGAAGAAACAGCUAACAAAGCUCCUCGAGGAGGCUAAGAAGGUGCAAAAGGAGCACAUGCAAAAACUUAAAAGUGAUAUCAGCAGCACCUGGAGAAGAUACGAAGAGCUAAGUCAAGAGGAGGCUGCGCUACAUCAGCGACAGCCCAAGAGUGUGGAUGAAGACUUGCUGAGGAGUUAUAUGGAUCAGUCUAAGGUGGAGCACCGACAGAGAGAGACCAGGUGCCAUGAGGAAAUACAGCAGUGCAUCACAGUGACUGAGAACAUCACGAGGAGCAACAGGGAGAAGCAGAGGGAGGUGGAGCAGAAGGAGGAGUUGCUGAAAGAGGUGGAGGCAAAGGCGAAUGAAGAGCACUGCAGGUACCAGAAGCUGGAAACCUUUAUCUCAGAGCUCAGGAGGCAAGAGAGCCAUCUGGAACUGUUGAUUAAGAGCCUGCAGGACAAAACCAGCACACUUCUUCAGCCAAAAGAGGAGAUGAAGGCUGAACUGGAGAAGCUGCGAGCCAAUCACAUGGACUUGCUUGACAAACAGGCGUCAGAGCUGCUAGCUGUGGAGACAGACAUCUAUAACAAUGGAGUGAUGCUGGAGCAGGUCCGCAUGGAGAACAGCAGGCUGCAUCUCUGUAUCAGACAGAUGACAGAGGAUGUUGACGGAGCCAGGAGAGACAAAGACAGGUACUGGCAGGAGGCCCAGCAGUUUAAACAGAAGAGGACAGCCUUGUAUGAAAGCCUACAAGCAGCAUUGAGGGAGGACUUACUGUUAAUUCAGGACUGCCAGGACGGUGAUGGAGUUUUGUUGAGGUCUUUCACCGACUUGUUAGACCACCUGGGACACAGGAAUCAACAACUAAGGAGUGUCAGCAAACUUCUACACAAACAAAUGUUAGACUUUAGCAAACGACUGGGAGAUAAGGCAACUGCAGAGCAACAGAGUUGAGAAGUGUCUCUUUUUUUGAGGUAAUAAAGACGGGAAUUUGUUUUUGUGUCUGUUUUCAAAAAUCUUUUGACAAAGCUGACAAGCAAGGGGAUGGAAUGAUGUCUACUGCUUUGAUUUUGACAAGCUCAAGGAAGAAAAAAAUUCAAAUGUAAAGCUUAAAUACAGCUCUCCUUACAGACAAGAUCUCGCCUUGGAGGCAUCCAUACGUAUUUGUACUAUUGUUUCAUUGUAGUUCACCACAGUGGAGAGGGUAUUUGUGGAGAUGGUUGAGUCUUGUAAGUUCACAGAGACAGUGAUGGAUUAAAAACUUGACCCACACCUGAAACACAUCCGAAAGGGCCUGCAGAGACUGUAUUUCCUGUACAGACUAAAUUCUUUCCUUGUUGAUGAAACUUUGAUGGGUUUGUAUAACAGAUCUUGUAUCUUUAAUUUAAUUUUAUGGUAAUCCUUACGUAAAACACAAAAACUGUAUGUCCAGAAUUGUUAUAGAAGCAGCAAGAUAGUUGGCAUUCAGCAGCUCUGUCCCAUUAAGAUCUAUGACUGAGAGGUUGUGCAGAAGGCACAGCCAAUCUUGUCUAGCUCUUGGAUGCAUUUAUUCCUCUCCUCUUUGGAUAAAGACACAAGUGCAAGAUCAAAUGGGUAUUGACUUUCUUUUGAUCCAUGUGCAAUCAAUGCACGUAACUUGCACAACUCUUGAUGGUACUUUUUUUGUUGCCUGACAAGGAGCUGAUCAGUUGUACUGAAAUUUGUGAAAAUUUGGUCCGCAUUUGCAUCACCAAAUUCAGGUCGAAUCCCCCUUGAAGGAGAAUAAAGCUUAGAACAGAGCUAAAUUAAAUUAUACAGUAAAUGACAUCUCUUUAGGUUACACAUUUUCACAGCAUCAUGACUUUUUACUGAUUUCAUUUAUCAAUGUACUGCUGUGAUCACUUGAGGAAAGAAGCUGUUGUUUCUGUACUGAGGGCAAUUAAUGUCAACAUGAUGAUUUUCUCUGAACUGGACCAGACUGGAGGAGACCAGACCAGACCCGAUGAUAGCAGACCAGACCAGACCAGACCAGAUGAUAGCAGACCAGAACAGAGAGGGGCUGAGGGGGCAGCCAACACAGCAAACCAUAUUUAAAAAGAAGAUAAAUAUAUUUUACUCUGAGAACAGAUUCAUUGUCAUAGCAACAUAAAGACACGUCCUGUGCAUGGCAGCAUUUCAGUUCAUCAUGUACAGUUCUUAAGCCGCACCGGCAGCCCUGUUUUUUUCAUCAUCCCACUUAAAUCAUAAAUCCAGAAACCAUCGCAGUGAUAGGGGGUAAAUUAUACUUCUUAUUAUAAGUGAUUCCACAUGUCAAAACUUUUUCUUGUUUCACAGGUUUGGUACAAUGUGCAUGAAUUCACUAUCUAUUGUAUGAAAUGUGAAUCAAAUUAGAUGUUUGGAACUUCUAUGUGAUCUAACAGAAUUUCUUUACUCACCAUAAACACUGGUCUGAUCACCACUACAGCAGCUUUGUCUCUCAGUGCCUGCCUCUUUACUUUGACUUUGCUGUACCUAAUGAAUUCAUUAUAAAAGCAUCUCAUUCCUCUACUGGGAUAUCUUUCAAUAAACCACAAUAUUUUAAUAAUGUUUGUGUUUACAGCUGGAUUUUUUUUUGUGGGGGACAGCUAUAUAGAAGGGGAAAAACCUUGUAUCAAAAAGCUGCAGG